Daucus carota subsp. sativus is the source of this 2024-nucleotide messenger RNA. RefSeq names its product laccase-4. The record is from RefSeq and is a predicted model, not a curated record. Bases 103 to 1773 code for a protein of 556 amino acids. Gene Ontology annotation, biological process: lignin catabolic process. The transcript is spliced from 5 exons. Gene Ontology annotation, molecular function: hydroquinone:oxygen oxidoreductase activity; copper ion binding. NCBI's taxonomy places the organism in Eukaryota, Viridiplantae, Streptophyta, Magnoliopsida, Apiales, Apiaceae. Gene Ontology annotation, cellular component: apoplast.
AUCACUCAUUCUUCACAGAAACAAGCUAGUUAGCUGCAUUACAGCUUCAUUUGAAUCAUAAACAUCAGACACAUUCUUUCAAUUCAGACAGAAAAGACGACGAUGGGGUCUUGGGUCCGCGUUUUGAUCUUUGUGGCUAGUGUUCUACCCUUGUUAGUCCAAUCUGAAGUUCGGAAAUACAAGUUCGAUGUGGUGAUGAGGAACACCAACCGGUUGUGUUCUAGCAAGCCAAUUGUGACAGUGAACAACCGCUUUCCAGGCCCUACGCUCUUUGCCAGAGAAGGCGACACAGUCCUCGUCAAUGUUGUUAAUCAAGUCAAGUACAAUGUUUCCAUCCAUUGGCACGGUAUCAGGCAACUAAGAACAGGGUGGGCAGAUGGACCAGCAUACAUCACACAAUGCCCUAUUCAGCCUGGACAAAAUUAUGUGUACAACUUUACUAUUACAGGCCAAAGGGGGACGCUCUUGUGGCAUGCGCAUAUUUUAUGGCUACGUGUGACUGUUCAUGGCGCCAUUGUAAUCCACCCUAAGCUUGGGGUUCCUUAUCCUUUUCCCAAACCCCACAGGGAAAUUGUUGUCGUUUUAGGUGAAUGGUGGAAAUCGGACACUGAAAAUGUGAUCAAUCAGGCUCUUAAAUCAGGGUUGGCACCAAACGUCUCAGAUGCUCACACCAUCAAUGGCCUACCAGGAUCAGUCUCAGGUUGUGCAUCACAGAAUGCAUUCCAGUUGAGUGUUGAUAGCGGAAAAUCAUACAUGUUGAGAAUCAUCAACGCUGCACUUAAUGAAGAACUCUUUUUCAAGAUUGCUGGACACAAGCUAACUGUAGUGGAAGUGGAUGCCACAUAUGUAAAGCCAUUUAAAACAGAUACAAUCCUAAUUGCGCCAGGCCAAACCACCAAUGUUAUAGUUGAUGCAGAUCAAAACUCUGGCAAAUACCUUGUCGCUGUUGCACCAUUUAUGGACUCUCCAAUUGCUGUAGACAAUGUGACAGCAACAGCAACUUUACAUUAUACCGGCACUCUUGCAAAUGCUCCAACUACUUUCACAAAGCCCCCGCCUCAAAAUGCUACGCCAGUCGCUGAAAACUUCAUACAAUCACUACGAAGCUUAAAUUCAAAAACUUUUCCAGCACAAGUGCCAUUAACAGUUGAUCAUUCCCUUUUUUUCACAGUGGGACUAGGCGUAAAUCCUUGUCCUAGUUGCAAAGCUGGUAAUGGUAGUCGAGUCGUGGCUAAUAUAAACAAUGUGACAUUUGUCAUGCCUACUACAGCUCUUCUUCAAGCACAUUACUUCAAGACCAAAGGAGUUUUCACCACUGAUUUUCCAGCAAAUCCACCUUUCCCUUACAAUUAUACAGGCACGCCACCAACAAAUUUAGGAACCACAAGUGGCACAAAACUAUAUAGACUGCCUUACAAUGCCACAGUUCAAGUUGUCCUCCAAGAUACCAGCAUUAUAUCACCCGAAAAUCAUCCUAUUCAUCUCCAUGGAUUCAACUUCUUCGCAGUAGGCAGAGGAGUCGGAAACUUCAAUCCGAAGAAAGAUCCUCAGAACUUCAAUCUUGUUGAUCCUGUGGAGAGGAACACAGUUGGUGUACCAUCCGGUGGAUGGACUGCUAUAAGAUUUCGCGCAGAUAAUCCAGGAGUUUGGUUCUUGCAUUGCCCCUUGGAAGUACACACCACAUGGGGACUAAAAAUGGCAUUCUUGGUGGACAAUGGAAAAGGCCCAAAUGAGUCGAUUUUGCCACCUCCACAAGAUCUUCCAAAAUGUUGAUACAAAUCAACAAAUGUAAUCAAUAGAAGUUGCAGAAAAUGAAAUCAGAGACAUCAAAUGGAAAGCCAGAAUAUAUAAACCUAUAGAUAACAUAAAGAGAUAAAAUCAAGAAUGAAGUGUGGUGAGAUCAAGUAGUAUUGGAACUUUAUGACACAUUUUUGAGUAGUUCUAUCAGCAGGACUACAACUUAAAGCAUAUAUGUAAUUUUGAGAUUUUCUUCUCAUGCUGGUAUCAAAAUUCAUAGUUCAUAC